Messenger RNA from Tupaia belangeri chinensis (Chinese tree shrew), 1356 nucleotides. RefSeq names its product melanoma-associated antigen 10. Gene Ontology annotation, biological process: negative regulation of transcription by RNA polymerase II. NCBI's taxonomy places the organism in Eukaryota, Metazoa, Chordata, Mammalia, Scandentia, Tupaiidae. The record is from RefSeq and is a predicted model, not a curated record. The transcript is spliced from 3 exons. Gene Ontology annotation, cellular component: nucleus. The coding region runs from base 106 to 1356 and encodes 416 amino acids.
GGCAGUGUCCUCAGGUCACAGCGCAGAGGAGUCCUGGGUAGCGCCUCAAGUCAAGACUUGAAGAUCCCUUAUCCAGUCUCUGCCACACUCCUGCCUGUAGCCACCAUGCCUCGUGCUCCCAAGCGUCGGCGCUAUAUGCCUGAGGAAGGCCUUGGUUCCCAAAGUGAGACACCAGGUGUCGUGCGUGCACAGGUGUCCCCAGCUGUGCAGGAGGAUAUUACCUCCUCCUCCUCAACCUGCUCCUCCUCUUUCCCCCCCUCCUCCUCUUCUUUAGAUUCAAGCACCUCAGAAGAGGAGAUUUCUACUCUUGCUGGAAACAUGAGUCCUCAGAGUACUCAAAGAGCCUGCUCCUCCCUCACUGAGAUGGGCUCUGCUCAGUUGAUGCAAUCUGAGGAGGGCCCCAAUCUCCAAGAAGAGGAGGGACCAAGCUCCUCCCAGGCCCUGCCAGAAGCUGCAUCUUUUCCCAGAAAUGAGAUACAACGAAAGGUGGCUGACUUGGUGCACUUCCUGCUGCACAAGUAUCGAGUGAAGGAGCCGACCACCAAGGAGGAAAUGCUGAGUAGUGUGAUCCAGAAUUACCAGGAACACUUCCCUGAGAUCUUCAGAGAAGCCUCUGAGUGCCUGCAGCUGGUCUUUGGCAUUGACAUUAAAGAAGUCGACCCCACCAGCAACUCCUAUGUUGUUGUCACCUCCCUGGGCCUCGCCUUCGAUGGGAUGCCAAGUGAUGAUGACAGCAUACCCAAGACUGGCCUCCUAGCCAUUGUUCUGGGUGUGAUUUUGAUGCAGGGCAACUGUGCCACUGAGGUGAAGGUCUGGGAGGUGCUGAAUAUGAUGGGGGUAUAUGCAGGGAUUGAGCAUGUCAUCUAUGGGGAGCCUGGGAAGCUCCUCACUGAAGAAUGGGUGCGGGAAAAUUACCUGGAGUACAGGCAGGUGCCCGGCAGUGAUCCUACCUGCUAUGAGUUCCUAUGGGGUCCAAGGGCCCACGCUGAAACCAGCAAGAUGAAAGUUCUGGAGUAUUUGGCCAAGAUCUAUGGGAGUAAUCCCACAGCCUUCCCACUGUGGUAUGAGGAGGCUUUGAGAGAGGAAGAGGAGAGAGCCCAGGCCACAAUGGCCAUUGCAGAUGAUAGCACUGCCAUGGCCGCUCCAAGUUCUAGUGCCCACGGGCUGAGAGAAAAGCAUGGGAAAGCCUGGAUACCUGCUCUGGAUGCUUCCUCCUGCAUGGUGGAUAAAGUUGGGAGAAAUCUGAACCUACAGCAGGUAUGGAAGGUGUUAUCCAGUUUUCUCAAUGCAGCUGCACACAGUGCUGGAACUGGUGCUAUCUGUCCAUCAUUCCAUCAUCUGCAAGGAUUUUCCUAG